This is a messenger RNA of Funneliformis caledonium, 1257 nucleotides long. Lineage: Eukaryota; Fungi; Glomeromycota; Glomeromycetes; Glomerales; Glomeraceae. The record is from the annotation of a GenBank genome assembly.
AUGUCAGAACUAAAUGACGAUUCUCGAAAACAAACAAAACCGCGUAAACGUUUCGUUGGAAAAGCAGCUGCGAGAAAAAAGCAAGGAAAUCAAGAUCUAAUUACAAAUAUAGAAGAUAGUAGUUCUGUUGUUGCUAUAGAAAAUUCACCAAUAAAAAACAGGUCUGCGAAUCGAGUAGCAAACCAAAUUCCUCUUGAAAUAUUAAAUGAUUCUUUAUUAAAUAAAGCAAUUGAACAGAUUCACAAGACCAUAUGGAAUAUCAAACGUUCAGAAUCUACGAAAGUCGCAUUACAAUUCCCGGAAGGACUUUUGAUGUUUGCAUGCACUAUUGCAGAUAUAUUAGAAAGCUUUUGUAAUGUCGAAACACUCAUAAUGGGAGAUGUGACAUAUGGAGCUUGUUGUGUAGAUGAUUAUACCGCAAAAUCCUUAGAUUGUGAUUUCAUGGUACAUUAUGGACAUAGUUGCUUAGUCCCCGUAAAUGUUACAACUAUAAAGACAAUAUAUGUCUUUGUGGAUAUUGGAAUUGAUACCGAACAUUUUAUAAAUACUGUAAAAUUAAAUUUUGAAAUUGGGAAGAAAUUGACCAUUGUUGGUACCAUUCAAUUUGUUGCUGCUAUUCAGGCAACAAAAAAACAUUUAGAAGAUGAUUAUUCUUUAUUUGUUCCACAAGCAAAACCUUUAUCUCCCGGAGAAAUAUUGGGUUGCACUUCUCCAAAGCUAGGUGAACAAGAUGCUAUAAUAUAUCUUGGUGAUGGUCGAUUCCAUCUAGAAUCAAUUAUGAUCGCUAACCCAGAUAUACCUGCAUUUCGCUAUGAUCCGUAUUCCAAGAAAUUUACAAGAGAACGUUAUGAUCACACGGAAAUGCAUUCCCUAAGAAAACAUGCGAUUGAUUUGGCUAAAAGGGCUAAAAAAUUUGGUUUAAUAUUGGGAACUUUGGGUAGGCAAGGAAGUCCUAAAGUUUUAGAGUACCUUGAAACAAAAAUCAAAUCUCAUGGACUAGAUUAUAUUUGCGUAUUACUCUCCGAAAUAUUUCCAAAUAAAUUGGAACAAUUUCAAGAUAUUGACGCGUGGAUUCAAAUUGCAUGUCCACGCUUGUCAAUAGAUUGGGGUUAUGCAUUCCAAAAGCCAUUGUUAACACCAUAUGAAGCAUCGGUUGCAUUAGAUGCAAUUGAUUGGCAAUCAAAUUAUCCAAUGGACUUUUAUGCCAAUGAUAGUUUAGGGCCUUGGACGCCUAAUCAUGGGAAGGGGGAGAAUUAA